UUCCUUUUUCUUCCGGUCAGAAAUCAGAAAGACUUCAUCAUGACCAACACAAAGGGUUAUAGACGUGGAACACGUUAUAUGUUCUCAAGACCAUUCAAGAAGCAUGGUGUUAUUCCAUUGUCUACAUACAUGAAAAUAUACAAAAGAGGAGACAUUGUCGAUAUUAAGGGUCAUGGUGCAGUACAAAAGGGUAUGCCCCACAAAAUAUACCAUGGCAAAACUGGUCGUAUCUUUAAUGUGACACCUCAUGCUGUCGGUGUUGUUGUUAACAAAAGAGUAAGACAUAAGAUUUUACCCAAGAGAAUCAAUGUAAGGAUUGAGCACAUUAAGCACUCAAACUGCAGAUUGGAUUUCUUAAAGAGAGUCCAAGAAAAUGGUGAAAAGAAGAAGGAAGCCAAGGCCCAGGGUGUCAAAUUCAACCUCAAACGACAGCCCAAAGAACCAAAAGGAGCCAGAUUUGUGAGGACAAAAUAUAACAAGCCACAGAUCUUAGAACCAAUACCCUAUGAAUUUAUUGCAUAAGGACUUAUAAUAAAGUGGUCUGAGAAUUA
This is a messenger RNA of Mytilus californianus (California mussel), 551 nucleotides long. RefSeq names its product 60S ribosomal protein L21-like. Bases 40 to 522 code for a protein of 160 amino acids. Gene Ontology annotation, molecular function: structural constituent of ribosome. Gene Ontology annotation, cellular component: cytosolic large ribosomal subunit; ribosome. The record is from RefSeq and is a predicted model, not a curated record. The transcript is spliced from 5 exons. Lineage: Eukaryota; Metazoa; Mollusca; Bivalvia; Mytilida; Mytilidae. Gene Ontology annotation, biological process: translation.